CCCCCCCCCCCCCCCUCGUUGGAUUCUCCGCCCGCGCCGCCGUCCUCUUCCUCCGCCUCCCCCCCGUAUUUCUCUCCGCCCCCCACCCGCCACCUACCUGCCAUUGCACUCUCCUCCUCCUCUGCCUCUCCCGGAGGCCGCCUCCUCCGCCGGUUUAUCACUUGAAAAGUCAAUUGCAGAUCAGUGCCGACACUCCGCGGACUAGUAGCUUUGUGUAAGGCUGGGAAAUAUGAAUCCUUAUUUCAUCGGCUUCGCUAUCCCUUUUCUGGCAUCUCUGCUGUUCACCAAGAGGAAGGGUGAAAAGAAAAGGGGAGUGCCGGUUGAUGUGGGCGGAGAGCCCGGCUAUGUGAUCCGUAACCACAAGUUCGAGCGGCCCGUUGAAACGCACUGGGAAGGGGUUUCCACGCUUGCGGAGCUGUUUGAGCAGUCCUGCGAGCAGUAUGUCUACAUGCCACUCCUUGGCACCAGAAAGCUCAUUUCGAGGGAAAUGGAGGCAGCCCGCGAUGGGAGGUCCUUUGAGAAGCUUCAUUUGGGGCAGUAUGAGUGGAAAAGCUAUGCUGAUGCAUUCAAGACUGUCUGCAACUUCUCAUCUGGUUUAGUGCGAAUUGGGCACCAGAGGGAUGAGCGUGUUGCUAUUUUCGCCGAUACACGGGCCGAGUGGCAGAUUGCAUUGCAGGCAUGCUUCAGACAAAGUAUUACGGUUGUCACCAUUUAUUCCUCCUUGGGCGAGGGAGCGUUAUGUCACUCACUAAACGAGACUGAGGUAACUACUGUGAUAUGUGGAAGGAAAGAACUGAAAAAACUUCUUGACAUAAGUGGGCAACUUGAUACUGUGAAACAUGUCAUCUACGUAAACGAGGAAGGCGUCUCUAGUGAAGUAUCCUUAGCUCAAAAAUGCACCAGCUGGAGGGUUGAGUCAUUUGAGGAGGUAGAGAGGUUAGGAUUGGAAACACCUGUAGAAGCAAAGCUGCCUCUUCCGUCAGAUACUGCGGUGAUAAUGUAUACAAGUGGCAGCACUGGAAUGCCCAAGGGAGUCAUGAUGAGCCAUCGCAAUGUCCUGGCUGUUGUAUCAGCUGUUAUGACCAUUGUGCCUGCACUUGGCAAGAAGGAUGUCUACUUGGCAUACCUCCCAUUAGCACACAUUCUUGAAUUAGCAGCUGAGACAGUUAUGUCUGCUGUUGGGGCUUCUAUAGGGUAUGGAUCACCACUGACCCUGACUGAUACAUCAAAUAAAAUAAAGAAGGGGACUCAGGGCGAUGCUUCAGCUCUGAAGCCAACACUUAUGACUGCAGUACCUGCUAUACUUGAUCGUGUUCGUGAUGGUGUUAGAAAAAAUGUUGAUGCAAAGGGUGGUGCAGCAAAGAAACUAUUUGAUAUUGCCUAUAGCCGUCGGUUAGCUGCUAUCAAUGGAAGUUGGUUUGGUGCAUGGGGAUUAGAGAAGCAUUUGUGGGAUAUGCUUGUCUUUCAGAAGGUGCGUGCGAUCUUGGGAGGAAGGAUUCGAUUUAUACUUUCAGGUGGAGCACCUCUGUCUGGAGAUACUCAGAGAUUUAUCAAUAUAUGCCUUGGGGCUCCAAUAGGGCAAGGAUAUGGUCUUACUGAAACAUGUGCUGGCGGGACAUUUUCCGAGUAUGAUGACAAUUCUGUUGGCCGUGUUGGUGCUCCAUUGCCUUGCUCAUACAUUAAGUUGAUAGAUUGGGCUGAAGGUGGAUAUUUAACUAAUGAUUCACCAAUGCCUCGGGGUGAAAUAGUUAUUGGAGGUCCAAACGUGACAAAAGGCUACUUUAAGAAUGAGGCAAAAACAAAUGAAGUCUACAAGGAUGAUGAAAGAGGCAUGCGGUGGUUCUAUUCUGGUGACAUUGGACGUUUGCAUCCAGAUGGUUGCCUUGAAAUUAUUGACCGUAAGAAGGACAUAGUCAAGCUUCAACAUGGUGAAUAUGUAUCUUUAGGAAAGGUGGAGGCUGCUUUGAGUGUGUGCCCAUAUGUUGACAACAUCAUGAUCCAUGCUGACCCCUUCCACAACUACUGCGUUGCACUUGUUGUAGUUGCACACAGUGAACUGAAAAGCUGGGCCUCACAACAAGGCAUCACGUAUUCGGAUGUUUCAGAUUUGUGUGAGAAGCAAGAGACUGUCAAAGAAGUCCUUCAAUGUUUAGCAAAGGCUGCCAAGCAAGCGCGGCUGGAGAAGUUUGAGAUCCCAGCCAAAGUCAAGCUGGUGCCGGAGCCAUGGACCCCAGAGUCAGGACUCGUCACGGCUGCCCUCAAGCUCAAGAGGGAGGCCAUCAAGAAGGCGUACGAGGAUGACCUUGCGGCGUUAUACAGCUAAAGUUGCCGCUGCAUUCUGUUUUUCUGAUACUGAAGAAAAAUCAACAGCACGAGUUCUGUCUCGUGGCAAUAACAAAAUUUUCUUUCCUAGUUUCGAAACAUCCAAAAACCACUGUUUUUGCAAUGGCAUCAGUGGGUAGCGAUGAAACAGAUGUAGGUCAAUGCAUUUGGAAGAAGCAUUCCUGAAAUGGGGAACAGGUAGAUUUGGAAUUCUGUGGUAUUGGCCUUGUUUCUUGUAAAUUACCUGAGAUUUUCUUAGCUCUUUGAGAGGUUAUCUGAGAUUUUCGGUACAAGAGAUGCUGCAAUAGGGUAAUGAAUUGAGUCAACAAUAGUUA
Messenger RNA from Oryza sativa Japonica Group (Japanese rice), 2657 nucleotides. Its product is annotated as long chain acyl-CoA synthetase 9, chloroplastic. Gene Ontology annotation, cellular component: membrane; endoplasmic reticulum. Gene Ontology annotation, molecular function: long-chain fatty acid-CoA ligase activity. The record is from RefSeq and is a predicted model, not a curated record. Lineage: Eukaryota; Viridiplantae; Streptophyta; Magnoliopsida; Poales; Poaceae.